Molecule: messenger RNA, 765 nt
Organism: Mycetomoellerius zeteki
Lineage: Eukaryota; Metazoa; Arthropoda; Insecta; Hymenoptera; Formicidae
Product: vicilin-like seed storage protein At2g18540
Exons: 2
Coding region: 1-765 (254 amino acids)
Source: RefSeq, a predicted model, not a curated record
AUGAAUGAGAGAGCGGGGAGUGAGAGAGAGAAAGACGAGACUUCACGCGGGCUGGCGGAGGUAGGUGGGGACAAGGUGCAGGAGUGGCUGAGAGGCGAGUGGGGAGAGGGAAGCGUAGUGAAGGGAAGGGGAGAAAGGAAAGAGGAAGACAAGAGUGGAGAGGGGAAAGGAAGAAGAGGUAGACCGACUAAGGCGGAGAGCUUGGGCAGAGAGAGAAGGGACAGCAGUGCGAGCGGCAGUAUUGUUUCACAUUUAUCGAAACGCAAUAGAGGAAGUGACUCCGAUUCGGACCAGGAGGAAAAGGAAAAGAAGAAGCAGAAGAUAAAGACUGAGAAGGGGAACGUGGAGUUUAAAGAAAAGAGAAGAGAAAAGACAGAAGGUAGAAUGGAAAAAAUGGAAGAGAUCAUGAGAAGAUUGCUGGAUGAAACGAAACGAGAAAUUAUGGAAAAAGUAGAACGAACAGGAGAGGAAAUAAGGAGAGAGUUAAAAAAGGAAAUGAAGGAAGAGAUUGGAAAAAUAAGAGCAGAAGAAAGAGAGGAAAGAGAGAAAUUAGAGAAGGAGCUAAAAGAAUUAAAAGAAAGAGUGCAAGAGAUGGAGAAGAAGAAUAGCGAACAAGAAAGAAGAGAGAGAAGAUUAAAUAUUGUUAUAAAAGGGGUAGAAGUAAAGGGAGGGAAUGUUAGAGAGGUGGUAGGAGGCGUGUUUGAGAAAAUAGGAGAUAAUGGAGAAGAAAGGCGAACUGAGAGGAUCGAGAGUGUAUGUGGAUGA